AUGGCGAACGCCAGUGAGCUCGAAGAGACCAACAGUUCUCUUCAGAAUUACGCCAUCACCGCCUCCGCCGUCAAACUGGCUUCUCUGGGAUUGAUCAUCUGCAUCAGCCUGACCGGGAACCUGCUGCUCUCCUUCCUCAUCUUCAGAGAGCCGAGCCUGCACCGCGCUCCCUACUACUUCCUGCUGGACCUGUGCCUGGCCGACAUCGUGCGCUCGCUGCUCUGCUUCCCCUUCGUGAUGAUCUCCAUCAGCAGCGGCUCGGCCUGGACCUACAGCCUGCUGAGCUGCAAGAUCAUCGCGUUCGCCGCCGUGCUCUUCUGCUUCCACGCCGCCUUCAUGAUGUUCUGCAUCAGCAUCACCCGCUACAUGGCGAUCGCCCACCACCGCUUCUACUCCAAGAGGAUGAGCGUGUGGACUUGCGUGGCGGUCAUCUGCAUGGUGUGGACCCUGUCGGUGGCCAUGGCCUUUCCGCCCGUCUUCGACGUGGGCACCUACAAAUUCAUCCGGGAGGAGGAGCAGUGCAUCUUCGAGCACCGCUACGUGAAGGCGAACGACACCCUGGGCUUCAUGCUGAUGCUGGCGGUCAUCAUCGCCGCCACCCACCUGGUCUACGUCAAGCUCAUCUUCUUCGUCUACGACCACCGCAAGAUGAAACCCGCGCAGCUGGUCCCCGCCAUCAGCCAGAACUGGACGUUUCACGGCCCCGGGGCGACCGGCCAGGCGGCCGCCAACUGGAUCGCCGGCUUCGGCAGAGGGCCCACCCCGCCGACCCUGGUGGGCAUCAGGCAGACCGCCCACAACCAGAACAAGCGACUGCUCGUCCUGGACGAAUUCAAGAUGGAAAAGAGGAUAGGCAGGAUGUUCUACAUCAUCACCGUGCUCUUUCUGCUGCUCUGGUCCCCCUACAUUGUCGCCUGCUACCUGCGGGUCUUUGUCAAAGCCAGCACCAUCCCACAGGUCUACCUGACCGCUGCAGUGUGGAUGACAUUCGCCCAGGCGGGGGUCAACCCCAUCUUAUGCUUUAUCUUCAACAAAGAGCUGAGGAUUUGCUUCAGAACCCACUUCCCUUGUUUUCAAAGCACACAGACGCCCAGGGAAGCUUACUGCGUUAUUUAAAGACAUGGGAAGAGAAGGGACCCAUCCCCCUUUCUUCCCACAGCUUGAAAACCCACGCACUGCGCACAACACACGAAAAUCCAAUUUAAUCUUAAUGAUGUACAUGCAGUCGUUUGGCGGAUUAACCUUAGUCAGAGGACAGUCACGUCCAAUGGUUUCUGUUUACAUUGAAGAGGUGGGAGAGCUGAGUGGAGUGUUACCAGGACAAAUUAAUCUCUCUGGAAUACGAAUUUAAUGAGGCCACUUAUUAUUGGCAUAUCUGACAUCGUUGGCCCAAAUUUCGUAGAAUUAUCA
Molecule: messenger RNA, 1410 nt
Organism: Hemiscyllium ocellatum (epaulette shark)
Lineage: Eukaryota; Metazoa; Chordata; Chondrichthyes; Orectolobiformes; Hemiscylliidae
Gene: gpr27
Product: G protein-coupled receptor 27
Exons: 1
Coding region: 1-1116 (371 amino acids)
Biological process (GO): G protein-coupled receptor signaling pathway
Cellular component (GO): plasma membrane
Molecular function (GO): G protein-coupled receptor activity
Source: RefSeq, a predicted model, not a curated record